AACGGCGCGUUUAAACUUCAAAUCGUUCAUAUCGAAGAAAAUUAGAAGUAGCGGUUGCCAGCUGUGCAACCACUUUGCUUUCUUCUCCCUUUUUGUUGUUCUUCUUUUUCUUCCACUUUCACUCCUAUUUGCUCACUUCAUCUUGUUUCUUAGGGUUUCCACACUUCCACUUUCUUCCUUUCGCUCUUCGCACUCACAGGAUCAUUCUAAACAUCACAGUUUCUCCAUAAACCAAUUAUAAAAGAGAGUUUCAUUUCGAUAACUCACGAAAUCGAAACUUUUGGAUUUUCAUGGUGAGUCUCGUGUUGCCAGUGGAAUUUAAUAUUAGUGUCCGAUAGACUUGUCAAAUGCUGAUUUUGUGUGUGUAAACCAGUGGACUUCAGCAUGAAACCGUGACAUGUUUUAGUAAUAUGUAUCGAGUUUGUAAAUAGUGACUUAAUUGGUUACUAAAAUAGGUUAAUUUGAAGCUUCUGUCCAAGGUUAGGUUUCUUGUGGUAUUCUGAAAAAUAGCUAAAACGGGGUCGCUUUGUUGUGUGGCUUCAAGGCCACAUGGAUCAAAUGCAGAUAGUAGGGACUGGUCCAUGGGUCCGCAUGAGCCCUACUGGCGAACUAACACAAGCUAUUCACCACCUCCACCGAGGUGGGAUUUCAAAUUCCAGUCUGAAGGGUUGCCUUAUAGUUUGAAUGAUGGUGUUCAACUCUAUGACGGGUCUUCUACAUCAUCAAAUGGUAAAGACAGUAGGACCUGGGUCAGAGGAAACCAUCUAUAUGAUCUUCACUAUUCUGUUUCAGAUGGCACUGGGAUUUUCCUUAGCAGUCCUUGUCCAUCUGAACUUCGUCACGGUCCUCAGUGGACGCCUCCAGCAAUACAGGAAAUAAGUUUUGACGAUUAUGAGCUUGUGACUAGGAAAGAUUUCGUUGUCUUCUCCUUUUGUCGCUGGGUACGAGAGCUGCUUCGACACCACCCAGGCGUGCUGCCGUCCAGCUUCAAACACCACCCAGUCGCGCCGCCUUCCGGCUACAAUAACCACCUAGAUCCUCAUCCUUCUUUAGGCAGGAUAUCUUUUGCACCUACUAAGGAGGGAACUUCCAAAAAUCUCAACAAUGGGAGCUCCAUUUCAACCCAAUCAGAAAGCAGCGAAUCCGAGUCUACUAAUUCGCAAUUGUCCUUUCAUAGGACUUUCUCCAAUCAUCGAUCAUUCGUCUCGAAACCCAUUUAUCCUUUGUCAUUUCCAGACCUAACAACUACUAGGGAUGCCUUUGAUCCUGCAUUUCCAGAUUUUACAGGGUUUGAUACAUCUAAUCCACUCAAAGACAGCCAGCGCUCAAGUAAUGCUAGCAGCAGUCAGGAUUCUGUAGAUGUUACCGAGUCAUUUGAAUUAGAAACACCUGCUCUUCCACAUACUCAUUCAGAAGGAUUUAGAUGUGGCUUGUGUGAAAGGUUUCUAUCGAACAGAUCACCUUGGAGUUCGCGCCGUAUUGUGAGAAGCAGAGACAUGCCAGCGACUGGGGUUCUUCCUUGUUGUCAUGUUUUUCAUGCUGAAUGUUUGGAGCAGACAACGCCAAAGACGAGGAAAAUUGAUCCACCUUGCCCUUUAUGUGUCAAAUUAGACGAGCAACAUUCCCCUGAUCAACGAAGUGUUUUAAGAUUGAGGAAUGGUUUUCCUAGGUUUAAAUCAGUUUGCGAGGAUGGACCGUCGAGAACUAGGAGCUGUUCACAGGCUGAUGAUUGUGUUGAAGGACCUCUGCAUGCUCCGCCGCACAAUACUAUGUUACUACUAAAUCGAAAUCACAUCAGAAGAAACCUUUCUUUGAGGGGUAAUUUAAGCAAGGCAUUUCCCGGAAAGGUGAGGAAAACCGAGACAUAUUCUUCGCAGCUGUUUAGUGGAAGCUCAGUCGAUCAGGAAGUUGGCUACAACUAAUGUCUGGAAUGUUGUAAGUUGUAACUUAUGGAUGAACAUUCUUUCCUUGAAGUUUAGAAGCUGACUGUCCCACGGUAGUUGAGCCAUAACUUGGGUUAUGGUUUUGUAUAUUGAUUUGUUGUACGAGUAUUAGAAGUCACACUUGAAACUUGAUCUUAUAUUUCCUAUUUUAUUCAUUUGAGUUUUGAUCUUUACCUUC
Molecule: messenger RNA, 2121 nt
Organism: Cicer arietinum (chickpea)
Lineage: Eukaryota; Viridiplantae; Streptophyta; Magnoliopsida; Fabales; Fabaceae
Source: RefSeq, a predicted model, not a curated record